AUGUCUGCUUCAAAUGAUCUUGGUCAAUGGUACAACAGUAUCCCAAAAAUAACUCGUGUAUGGUUUACAGGUUGUAUUAUUGUUCCUGUUGCAGCACGUCUUGGUUUAGUUCGACCACAAAGUCUUGUUCUCUUCAUGGAUCCGAUUAUUCAUAAUUUUCAAAUAUGGCGAUUACUUACAGCUGUACUCUUCUAUCCUAUGAGUUUUAAUUAUUUAAUUAAUCUCUAUUUUCUUUAUCAAUAUAGUUCACGUCUUGAAUCAAGUACGUUCAAUGGUAAACCAGCUGAUUAUAUAUUCUGUUUAUUUUUUCUUUGGCUAUGUAAUAUUAUUGUUGGUGGCAUUCUAUCAUUAUAUAUACUAAUGGAUGCACUGAUUAUGAGUGUUAUGUAUAUUUGGUGUCAAUUAAAUAAAGACGUUAUUAUGUCAUUUUGGUUUGGUAUGCAAUUUAAAGCAAUGUAUAUGCCAUGGGUUCUUAUGUUAUUCAAUUGGAUUAUUUCAGGAUCAUUUUUAGUACAAUUAUGUGGAAUUGUUAUUGGUCAUCUAUAUUUCUUUCUUGUAUUUAAAUAUCCACAAGAUUUUGGUGGUCCACGUUUAUUACAAACACCAAAUUUUCUAUAUCGUUAUUUUCCAAAUGAACAAACAGGUGUAAGUGGUUUUGGUACAGCACCAAUACCUCGUCGUCAACCAGGUGCACAAGAUAAUGAAGGAAAUCGUGGUCGACAAGUAUUCGGUGGCCGUGGUCAUGUACUUGGUGAUCAAUAG
Rotaria sordida is the source of this 762-nucleotide messenger RNA. Lineage: Eukaryota; Metazoa; Rotifera; Eurotatoria; Philodinida; Philodinidae. The record is from the annotation of a GenBank genome assembly.